Messenger RNA from Sclerotinia borealis F-4128, 1431 nucleotides. The record is from the annotation of a GenBank genome assembly. Lineage: Eukaryota; Fungi; Ascomycota; Leotiomycetes; Helotiales; Sclerotiniaceae.
AUGUCGUCCUCAGGAUGUUGGAAAUGUCUCUCGAGACCAAAUACUUCGCAGUUUUUACAGACUAGUCAUGCCACUUUGCGACUUCCGAAUACGGCUGCCGCUGCCGCGGCGGGGUUCUCAACCAGUGCGGUGCUGGGUAAGGAUCCAGUGAAGGCUAAACCAAAGGGGGCGUCGACAUUUGCGCAGAAGCAGGCCAGGACUGGAAAGACGUUGAUUAUUAAGAAGAGGCCGCCGCCUGUUAAAACGGGGAAGCCCCCCGCGGACGGAGAGAGAAAGGCGUUGAGGAAGAGGAUCGUGCUCAGUAAUACGAAUGCGUUGACGGUGGAGGGGUUGGAGGAUUUGGGGCUGAACAAUAUUGGGAGUGAGGGGUUGGUUACGAAGGUGAUGGGGUUGAGUGGGAGUACGGUGGAUAGUUUGAGGGCGAGCGAGGCGUUCAAGGUCACGCAGGCAUGGAAUUUAUUUAGGAGGCCGGCCGUGUUGGUUAGGGAGGAGAGCCUCAGGUGUACAAAAGUUUUGGAGGAGGCGGAGGAGGAGAAAAAGACAGAGAGGUUGGUGAUUGAUGGGGGGCGGGUUUCGGGGAAGAGUAUGAUGCUCUUGCAUGCUAUGGCUUCCGCUUUUGUCAAGGGCUGGAUCGUAUUGCACAUUGCGGAUACCCAAGAACUUGUCAACGCUUGCACCGAAUAUGCCCCCAUACCUGACACAACCCCAACUCUCUUUUCUCAACCCACAUACACUGCAGCGUGGCUAGAACGUAUCGGCAAAGCCAACGAAGCAGUCCUCGAUAAACUUCAAUUAUCUCAAGAGCACAAUCUUCCCAUAGAUAUCCCAGAGAAUACAACAUUACUACGACUUUGCCAGUUAGGAACUCGCGAGCCCGAACACUCGUGGCCAAUCUUCCAAGCAUUCUGGAAAGAAAUCACGGCUGCGGACCGACCCCCAAUCCUCAUGUCAUUGGAUGGACUCCAGUGGAUCAUGAAAGACAGUCUUUACCGCAACGCCGAUUUUAGUUUAAUCCACGCUCACGACCUAACCGUCAUCAACCACUUCGUCCAAUAUCUAUCCGGCGAGAAAACCCUCCCCAACGGCGGCGCCGUCAUAGCAGCCACAUCCCGUAGUCACGCGCCCAUAUCCAGAUCCACGGAUCUAGCCAUCAUGCAACAAAUCAACCGACAAGCAGAAGAAGAAAUCACAGAACGCGAUCCGUUUGAGAAGAAAUACGACGAGAGAGCGGAUAAAGCGUUGCAGGGUGUAAAGGUCUUGUGGCUAAAUGGAUUGAGUAAGCGGGAAGCGAGGAGUCUGAUGGAGUAUUGGGCGCAGAGUGGACUUUUGAGACAGAGGGUUGAUGAGAAGAUUGUGACGGAGAAGUGGGCGUUGGCGGGGAAUGGAAUUGUGGGGGAAUUGGAGAGGGGGUCGUUGAGGAUGAGGAUUUAG